AUGGCAGAAGAUCUGAAGCUGAUGAGGACAUGGUCAAGUCCUUAUGCUUUGAGGGUGGUACAUGCUUUGAAGAUUAAAGGCUUGGAGUACGAAACGGUACUGGAGGAUAUGACAAAAAAAAGUGCUUCACUCCUCGAGUACAAUCCUGUGCACAAGAAGGUCCCCGUUCUCCUGCACAAUGGAAGGCCAGUUUGUGAGUCCCUAGUGAUUCUUGAAUACAUCGAUGAUGUGUGGAAGCAGCCUCCUCUUCUUCCCCAAGAUCCUAAUGAGAAAGCCAUGGCUCGGUUUUGGGCCAAUUUCGGAGAUGACAAGGUUAUGCCAUUGACAUGGAGGGUCUUCACCUCUGAGGGAAAAGACCAAGAGGAAGCUAUUGGUCCAAUGAUGGAGAAUCUGAAAUUCCUAGAAGAGCAGCUAAAAGGUAAGAGUUUUUUUGGAGGGGAGGCCAUUGGCUAUACUGAUAUUGCAUUUGGGUGGAUGGGCAACUUGAUCAGCAUACUGGAAGAGAUAAUUGACCUGAAAUUAGUAGAUGAAGAGAAAUUCCCACUAUUAUCAGUAUGGAUUAAUAAGUUCUCUGAUGAUCCGGUUAUAAAAGAGUGCUGGCCACCUCGAGACAAGAUGGUUGAGAAAUUUAAGGUCAUUCGGGAACGCUACCUCAAACAAGCUCCUUGAAACAGAACUAAGUUUUUCAGUUUAUAAUAUUAUUCACAGUUUCACUUAAUAAUAGUUGAUGUUGUCCUAUGAAAUAAAGAUCGACAAAAAAAUUAUUUCAGAUGUUGCAUCUAAUAAGUCAUG
This is a messenger RNA of Salvia hispanica, 792 nucleotides long. RefSeq names its product glutathione transferase GST 23-like. The record is from RefSeq and is a predicted model, not a curated record. Gene Ontology annotation, biological process: glutathione metabolic process. Lineage: Eukaryota; Viridiplantae; Streptophyta; Magnoliopsida; Lamiales; Lamiaceae. Gene Ontology annotation, cellular component: cytoplasm. Gene Ontology annotation, molecular function: glutathione transferase activity.